UUCUGCCAAGUUCGACUCAAUAAGCGCAAGGAAUACAUGGUGCGCUAAAGCAUAGUCCUGUUUCUCGUCUUCAGCCGCCCUGUGUAUUUAAAGAUUCCCCCUCACUCGGGUCUCAUCCUGCCCACUGUGGCACCCUCCGCGGGUCUGGGUUUCCCUUGGGAGAGACUGAAUCCCCCAUUCUCCAGCCUCAGGCAUCUGGCCCCAAUGCGGGGAGCUGGGGCUGCGGACCCCCCGUCUCUCCAGCCCCCUCGCUUACUCUCUGUUACAAUAAAGACGAGCUGCUCUCAUAA
Molecule: messenger RNA, 290 nt
Organism: Cavia porcellus (domestic guinea pig)
Lineage: Eukaryota; Metazoa; Chordata; Mammalia; Rodentia; Caviidae
Gene: Cat
Product: catalase
Biological process (GO): response to hydrogen peroxide; hydrogen peroxide catabolic process
Cellular component (GO): cytoplasm; peroxisome; mitochondrion
Molecular function (GO): catalase activity; heme binding
Source: RefSeq